AUGCGCACUUGGCCCUGUUGUCGAGUUUGUUAUGACAAGCCGAGGCCUCGGACUAAAUUAGGAGCGAAGCCCCCCAGUUUCUGCCGAGGCGAUUUCACGAUGGAGGGCAUGGACCUGGACGUGGACCAGGAGCUCAUGCAAAAAUUCAGCUGUAUGGGCACAACGGACAAAGACAUCCUAAUAUCGGAGUUUCAGAGGCUGCUCGGCUUUCAGCUUAACCCCGCCGGAUGCGCCUUCUUCCUGGACAUGACCAAUUGGAAUUUACAGGCAGCCAUUGGAGCCUACUAUGACUUUGAGAGUCCUAACAUCAACGCACCGUGCAUGUCCUUCGUAAAGGAUGUGACGAUUGGCGAGGGCGAAUCUGUUCCACCUGACACCCCUUUCACAAAGACCUGGCGGAUACAGAACACAGGUCCAGAGUCGUGGCCUCCUGGGGUCUGCCUGAAGUACGUUGGAGGGGAUCAGUUUGGUCACGUGAACAUGGUGAUGGUGCGGUCUCUAGACCCUCAGGAAAUGGCUGACGUUAGUGUGCAGAUGCAGAGCCCUGUGUCUCCUGGCAUGUUCCAGGGCCAGUGGAGAAUGUGCACAGCUACUGGACUUUACUACGGAGAUAUAAUUUGGGUGAUCCUGAGCGUGGAGGUUGGAGGCCUCCUGGGCGUCACGCAGCAGCUCUCCUCCUUCCAAGCCGAGUUCAACACCCAGCCCCACCGCACCCUGGAGGGAGACUACAACCCCUUCGCCUCGCCAGAGAAAAGCAAGUGCCCCAAAAGCAACAACAACAGCCUCCACCAUGACAGCAGCGGCCACAUGGUCUCAGAGGAACAUUGGCAGGGAAACCCCAACCAGCUACAGCAAGAUCAGAAUGGACUUUCACAAAACUCUGUGGAUAUAGUAGCAAACCGUCUACAAAGCAAUCUAUCAGUAGUCUCUUAUAACCAGGGUAUACAGGAGCCCUUUCCCUUUGGGCACUCUUAAAUAUGGGACUUGUCACAGAGAAGCAGCACUAAACGGUACCUCUGGAGUCGGUCACACCAAUAAGUGAAGAGGCUUUAUCAGUAGCUGGUGGAGAGUCAGGAGAUUCAAAUCACUUUAUGCAAAGUCGCUCUCCACUUCAGCGACGCGCUGAGAAACCAGAGGCCAACGCUUCUGACGUGCAGCUCAACCAACAUCCCACACCCACUGUAUGCACGUGUGAAUGCUAAGUUAAAACAAAACAAAAAAAAGAGUGCUAUGAGUCUUCUGAGUGAUAACUUUUUCUUUUUUUUUUCCUAAUUUUUUUAGUUGUCAGAGUGCAAAUGAAAUGACAGGAGUGUGUAUUUGUGAAAUUCUGUGUAUAUGUGUGUGCAUUGUGCAACCUGAAAGAGAUACUUUGGAGGAAAAGCCAUUUAUUUUGCCAACUGAUUCUCCAGUUUCUGCUCUGACUGCCCAGAUUAUAUUGAUUGGAUUUCUGGGUCAGUUCCCUCUAACUAAAUCUGAUCAUACGGGCGUCUGAAAGAAGAAAAAAAACGUUCACAUUUUAUCUUAAUUUUUUGAAUAUGUGGUUUAUAAGACAAAGGGACACUUUCAACAAAUAUAUCUGAAGCUCAUUGAAAGGCCAAUCUGUUUUUUAAUGCAGCAUGACUUGUGCAUUAUGGGUAAUCAUUUCUAUGCUGUCAUAGUUCCUUCAAAUUCAGACGCAAUGCAGUUUUCCUCCACUGGAGGGAGUCAACCAUUACUCUUAACACUGAGAAUCAGAAAUCUCAUAUACAGUAUAGCUCCUGUAAUCUGGGAAAGUAUAGUCCACAUUAUUCUACAGGAACAUAUUUUUUAUAAAGCUAAGUUUUAUAACCAACAAUUAUUAUUAUAAUGCCUCAUGUUGUCAAACAGGACUUUUUUGGAUCUACUGAAAUGGAAAUGAACUGGAAUGAAGAGUUUGAUUUGGUUUAAAGAGUCAUGUGAGAGAGUGAGGGUUUCUUACCAUAACUAUAUUAAGUCAUUGCAGGCACCUGUCAUAUAUAUAUACAUCUAUGUAAUGUUAGAAGAAAAGUCAGUAAUAGCAAUAAUGCAGUAUUAAAGGUUAGAUUAUACAAAUGGGAUAUAUUUCUAAAAAUUAGAGUCAUAGCUCAUUUGAUCAAAUGACAGCUUGUUAAAAAAGGCUCUUAUGCCCCAUUAAGAGCUGUCACUGCUAUAACCAUCAAUUUAUUUUCUUUACUGCUUGUUCUGCUCAAGGUUGGGAGACAGGGUGCCACACACCCUGGCACAUAACAUAUAUAUAACCAUAAGCUUAUCAGUAAUGUCUUCUCAGUAAAAAUCCCCCCAGUGAUCGUCUGAAUUUAAGAUUUAGAUUAAUUUUACAUGCUUGCAUUAAAUUUAAAGAACCCAAGAUAACUGGGUUAAUUCACAUUAUGUUGUAAGACACUGAAAUGAAGUCAUGAACAAAGAUGAAAAGCUAUAUAAUAUUGAGAAAAAAGUUUAAACAAUGUUUUUUUUUCGCCCUGUUCUGAAUUGUAAUUUGAAAGCUGUUUUUAUCUCGUUGAAUUGAAUGUGUUUGAUGAAUGUAGAAGAGGAUCAUGUCUUAGGAAACAUAUGCAUUUACCCAAAGAUUCUACAUUGUGUAUCUGCAUUGAAUUUGCAUCUAUAUUAAUAUUAUUAUUCUGCAUUUUUCUGUCUCCUGUUAAAGUUAUGCUCUACGUUCAUGUCUACAAAUGUUCUCACUAAUUGAUGAGCCAAACACAAAAACACACAUUUGAGAAUUUGAUCCUGUUUGAUCAUUUAAAAUGCAAACCCAACCAAACCAGGUAAAAUUACAAAGAGGUGGCAGAAUCAUGAAUCCUUAAGAAAUAUCACUGCGUACUUGGACGUACUAACUAGCUGAUCUAUGCACUGAGCAAAGCAACAUCCAUGGUGAGGCCUGUCUGUACUUUUCCUCCUCCAGCAAGCACAGUUACGUCCUAAAGGGUUUAUCGACUCUGUGAUUUUUAUCUGUCAUUCACAGCCAGUGUGUUAGACCACCUUGACAGGUAAACACCUUUUACAUUAAAGCACUAACUGUAAGCCCCAGGGAUACUGACCUUUUCAACAUGACAAUACCAGCCAACACUACAACAUGCAGCGAGGAUCUCUGGAUCUCUUUUUCUGUUUCACACAAUGUUGUGCAUUUCUUGUCCAAAACGUUAAAGUCAAACGUCUCUCCCUGUCGUUAAAAAGGUACCGGCUGUCGAUGUCAGUUCAGCAAGCGCAAAGUGUGUUUAUCUCUAUGAAGUUUCCACUGGCCAGACAGCAGAAGGAAUCAGUUGGCAUUAGACUCAUACAACAGCACAUUGAUGAGAGUGAGGAAAUGCAUAAAGAUGAAAGCUUUUUUUCUUGUAUGUUUGACGAAUGUUUGUAUGAUUAAAUUAUCACAGAAA
Messenger RNA from Scomber scombrus (Atlantic mackerel), 3386 nucleotides. RefSeq names its product protein ILRUN-like. Bases 1 to 975 code for a protein of 324 amino acids. The transcript is spliced from 5 exons. The record is from RefSeq and is a predicted model, not a curated record. NCBI's taxonomy places the organism in Eukaryota, Metazoa, Chordata, Actinopteri, Scombriformes, Scombridae. Gene Ontology annotation, molecular function: ubiquitin binding. Gene Ontology annotation, biological process: macroautophagy. Gene Ontology annotation, cellular component: phagophore assembly site.